Messenger RNA from Anoplopoma fimbria (sablefish), 986 nucleotides. It is a transcript of the gene pdzk1ip1, whose product is annotated as PDZK1 interacting protein 1. The transcript has 5 exons. The coding region runs from base 124 to 516 and encodes 130 amino acids. The record is from RefSeq and is a predicted model, not a curated record. NCBI's taxonomy places the organism in Eukaryota, Metazoa, Chordata, Actinopteri, Perciformes, Anoplopomatidae.
CUGAAGCACUGAUCUACACUCUCUGCUGCUAGUUUCACACUCGACGUCUGAAACUUCGGGUUUAAUCCUUGCUGUGAUUCUCUACGUUUUUGUUUUUUCUUCCAUCAAAGCGGAGAAGCAGCGAUGGGGAAACUCUGGGCAGUGAUUUCCUGUUUGUUGUUGAGUGUGGGAGCAGUGACAGCCCAGGGAGCUCAGAAUAGCAAGCGUCUGCUCCCUCAGUGGCUCACCGGCCUCAUCGCUGUCAGCGGCUUCCUCUUCCUCAUCUUUGUCAUCUUCCUGGUGAAGAAGGCCUGGUUUGAGGAGCCCAAGAGUGACAGUGGAGGGAGAAAGGAAAGACACACGAUCGAACUUGGGACCAUGUGGAAGAAGACCUCUGUGGAGUCGGUGAUAGAAAAUGAAUAUGUCGACGGAAACACCUACGAGACCGAACUGGACAUGGUCAGGAGCAAAAAAGACAUGAACACUUACGACAACAUGGUGAUCGACGCCACUGAUGACAAAGCAACUGUCAUGUGACCGUUCUGCAAUGAUUCUAUUGGCUGUCUGAACAUUGACCUCGCCAACUCUGGGCCGAGACACACAAAACACACAAUUCUUUUGUAUAAAAAAAACAAAUUACAUUUAAUGAAUGAAGUUUCUCAUAUCUGUUGUCUCGGUUGACUGGAGCUAGAUUUUUUUUUGUUCUGUUUUCUUGUUUCUUGAAAUUUUAUCACUAUUUACUUAUUUACUUCCUGUAAGUCGCUUUGGAUAAAAGCGUCUGCUAAAUGACUGUAAUGUAAUGUAAUGUAUCAUUUAGCAGAAAGUGUGAGAAUAUUAUAUGGAUAAUUAAAAAAAUCUUUAUUGGAUCUUAGGCUUAGACUAAAUUGAUAUACUAUGUACUGUGUUUGCAAGUUUUUCAGUCACCUCUUGAGAUUCAGAGCAGUAAACUAUAGGAAAAGCAGCUGUUUGUCCUGUGAUCCUGAUUAAUAAGUUAUCGUCCUAACAAA